AUGCGCGUGUUCGCAGCGCUGUCGUCCGUCUUUCUUCUCCAGAUUGGCGCUGUCCUUUGCCAGUCGGCCACUCUGUCGUCCUCUGCCGAUAUCCUCUUCUGGCCCGUCACAUCGUCGUCGUCGUCGAAGCCAUCGCUUCUCGCCAAGAUCGAGUACGACUCGAAAACCCUCGAUACCAACGUCCUAUCGUAUACUCCUCCCGCCGCCGCAGGCAGCAGCAAUGAUAAUAAGAAUGGCCAAGAAGAAGAUCUAGUUCGCGUGGGCUUCUUCGUCGACACGCCCGCCAGCCCCAAACAAUGGGUCGGGAGCUUGAUUUCUCAGUCCGCCUUGGCCACACAGCGCCAGAAGCUUCAUUUAUAUCUUGGAGGUGCCACCGAGCAGCCAUACCAUGUCUCGCUUUCGCCUCAUUUUAAUCAAUCCUCCACCGAUGCUCUCGAUGUUGAGCUUGUUUUCUCUAAGCCGGGCCCGCUGCCGGAACUGAAUAAGCCUGUGGUGAUUAACCCGGAUGGAACCAACACGGAGGUGGUUGAGAAGACUCUUUUCCAAAAGUACUGGUGGGUGUUCUUAGUAGUGACCUUUUUGGCCAUGUCGGGAGGUGGAGGAGGAGGCGAAGGACAACAAUAG
Messenger RNA from Talaromyces rugulosus, 624 nucleotides. RefSeq lists its product as uncharacterized. Bases 1 to 624 code for a protein of 207 amino acids. The transcript is spliced from 2 exons. Lineage: Eukaryota; Fungi; Ascomycota; Eurotiomycetes; Eurotiales; Trichocomaceae. The record is from RefSeq and is a predicted model, not a curated record.